AUGAGUAACCAAGGCUUCAAGUAUCAACCCCUUCCUACACCAACAUCAGUUCGUCUGGUCACUUUACUCGACGGUGACUCUGAUAUUUGCGUGUGUGAUGUUCCCCUCAUCCAACUAUCCAUCAAUGUCGUCGAUCUUAAUGAUAGCCCAGCAUUUGUGGCUUUAUCGUACACCUGGGGGUCUCCAUUUCCACCAGAAUCAGAUCAGUCCAAGGCAUAUGGACCCAUGAAUAAUUUCCCGGUCGUCCUCGACGGAGAGAUCUUCUUUGUCACCAAGAAUCUGUAUGAAUUUCUACAGCAGCUGAAGACUGGAGAGCUAGACGUUGACCAACGCACGGAGCCAUACAACAAAACUGGCCUCAUCGAGGCUGCAGAGAAUGGGGAUGAGAAUUAUCUCAUGUUCUGGUUAGGCCGGGGUGCAGACCUUGCGGCGCAGGACGUAUUUGGCGAAACGGCCUUGCACUACGCCGCAGAGAAUGGGCAUUUCGAAAUUGUCAAAACACUAGUUGGGGCUGGUUCAGAUGUACACAUGCGAGAUGGGAAAGGACGUACACCACUCGACUGCGCAAAACUGUGGGAAUGCGGACAGUUUGCGGAGACGAUUGGCUAUUUGGAACGGGCUGAUAUCGACGAGCUGGUCGGCAGCACACCACAACCGCUCUUUCAUAUGGAUAGUCGACGUUUCUGGAUUGAUGCGAUAUGCAUUAACCAGAAUGACAUCCCAGAGCGCAAUGCCCAGGUCGCCAUCAUGUCGAUGAUAUAUACCAAGGCCUCCGGAGUGUUCGUUUGGCUAGGGGUGGAGGAUGAGAGCACCGAGCUUGCGUUUGGCAUGAUACAUUACCCGGAUCAGCCCAGCAUGUGCUUGUGGUAUAGGGAUGUGGCGAAGAGCUGCUCCAUCAAUAGCCCUGCAGAUUCAGUCUCGAAAAAGGGAGCAAGCGAAGCAGCGUUGCAAUACCAGGCUAUUGUGAGGUUCUUUACAAGAAGCUGGUUUACGCGUGUUUGGAUUAUUCAAGAAGUCGCCCUGGCCAAGCAAAUCCGGGUAUUCUGUGGUCGCCAUGAGUUUAUCUACUUCAAGUUAUUUGAGGCGCUUCAUCAUCCUCGGCUUCCAUCCCGCAUCAAUAGGCGGAUUCUUGCCCAGGCAUUGGAACUGGCCCGAUGGAAGGGAUUCGGCGGGAGUGAAUUGAGUAUAUUAACCGACAUCAGGGUGCGAACAUCCAAAUAUGCCUUUGAGCGUUCGAGGGUGAUUCCCUGUCAUGUGCGAGAAGAAGGUAUCUCUCUAGUCCCAACAUGGGAGGAUAAACUCAGUCUUCCACUGUUAGCCAGUCGAGUUUGGUCUUUUCGAGCGACGGACCCGAGGGACAAAGUCUUUGCUUUGAUCGGUGCAUCCCGUUUGUGUGAGGACCCCACGCACAGCAUCGUUGCCGAUUACUCCACGUCCACAGUGGAGGUGUUCACUCGGUUUGGCCAGAUCUUCAUGCAGGGAGCCCCCAAUGAGCCAUUUCAAUCAUGGCAGACAGGCGCGUGUGAGGUUUUCGAACGUCUCGAAGGACUGUCCUUUGUGCAACGAAACCCACAUAGCCCUCACAGUCUCGAUGGCCGAUCUUUGCCAUCAUGGGUCCCUGAUUUCACUGCACCUCUGGUCAGUCCCCGUCUGUGGUCAUCACGUUUCGCGGCAGGUGGUAUCUGCGACAACCGCGAUAUGAUUCUUCCUGGGGAUGAUCCUUGUACCCUGAAGCUGACCGGCACAUUAGUUGAUGAAAUUGAUUACGUGGAAGAAAGUACCGGUGAGGUGACAGAAAUACAAUUUGGCCCGCGAAGCUGGCUACAAUUCAUCGCCGGUCUGGACCUCAAAUAUACUCCGACCGGACAAAGCCGUGUCGAGGCACUCUGGCAGACGUUGAUGGCCGGCUACCUCUCAUUGACAUCAAAGGAUCCCAUUGGCGAUGCCCGAUCCUCCUUCCGCUACUUCAUCCAAAGAGCACUAUGGGCGGACCCGAGCGGGACAAAAGAAGAUAAAACAAAGGACAUCAACCUCGUUCGCGAGUUUGAUGAUUCUAACUCACUGCCAUCUUGGGAAGAAGUUGAGCAAUACGGGGUGGCGCAGGACAGGAUAGGAAAGACUGAUGGAGCAGUGAAGAUCAACAACGGCGACUUUGACCAGGCGUUCACCCAUUUCCACCUAGGACGACUGCUCUACCGAACCAAAAAAGGGUACCUCGGGCUUGGGCCGUGGCAUGUACACCCCGGAGAUGAAGUGUGGGUGAUUUCUGGGACACGAACACCGUUUGUUCUGGGGAAGACGUCAACUCCUGGCUCAGAUACUAAGAGCCGAAGGUUCAUUGGAGAAACGUAUGUGCAUGGAUUAAUGAAUGGUGAAGCUAGUCACGAUGAUCAUGUCUUUGAGCCGAUAUCGCUUGUAUAA
Aspergillus wentii DTO 134E9 is the source of this 2421-nucleotide messenger RNA. RefSeq lists its product as uncharacterized. The transcript has a single exon. The coding region runs from base 1 to 2421 and encodes 806 amino acids. Gene Ontology annotation, molecular function: protein binding. NCBI's taxonomy places the organism in Eukaryota, Fungi, Ascomycota, Eurotiomycetes, Eurotiales, Aspergillaceae. The record is from RefSeq and is a predicted model, not a curated record.